Ostrinia furnacalis (Asian corn borer) is the source of this 1736-nucleotide messenger RNA. It is a transcript of the gene Mocs2B, whose product is annotated as Molybdenum cofactor synthesis 2B. Gene Ontology annotation, biological process: Mo-molybdopterin cofactor biosynthetic process. The transcript has 7 exons. Gene Ontology annotation, cellular component: cytosol; molybdopterin synthase complex. NCBI's taxonomy places the organism in Eukaryota, Metazoa, Arthropoda, Insecta, Lepidoptera, Crambidae. The coding region runs from base 648 to 1688 and encodes 346 amino acids. The record is from RefSeq and is a predicted model, not a curated record. Gene Ontology annotation, molecular function: molybdopterin synthase activity.
AUAAUCAGUUGAGCUCGUUACCAUCUGUGUUUCUGUGUUUAUCACCUUAUUGGCAUUUGAAUUAUUUGGGCUUUUUCCGCGUAAUUUAUUGAAGUUAGUACGCUUGAGUGCUCUAGUUAAUGAAAGUUUUAAAGAGUUGUGAAACCAGCUCGACGAGCUGUAGCCAGUCAGUGUCAUUAUCAACCGCGUUGGAGGGCCUCGUGUACGAACGCGCGAAGUUAAUUUAUUUUAAAGUACCUACUUCUUCAAUGUGUUGUUGUCUCACCUGAUAACAUAAAUUAAGUCACAGAAUUUGGUUACAAAUUGUGUUGGAUUGUAGUCAAUGUUAAAGCUAAUUUAACAAAAUAUGGACAUUGAACAUGGUGUGACCGUAAAGUUAUUAUUUUUUGCAAAAUCCAAAGAAUUGGCUGGCAUCAAAGAAACAACUGUUCGGUUACCGAAAAAGAUAAGCUACAAACAACUGCUGAAUUACAUUGCUGAACAUUACAACUUACAAUCUAUUAAGGAUAACAUAUUAUUAGCUAAAAACGAAGAAGUCUGCGAAGAGACACUUGAUAUUGAAAUAAGUGAACGAGAUAGCAUUGCUGUGAUACCUCCUCUGAGUGGAGGAUAGUUGUGAUUUAGUCAAUAAUUUAAUUUUACGUAAAAUGGAUCAUCUCAAGUUAACAGUAGAUAAGUUGUCCGUUGAAGCCAUAAACGAUCUAGUGCUUGAUGACAGCUGCGGUGCAGUAUCAAUGUUUGUCGGCACUACUAGAGAUAAUUUUGAAGGAAAAAAGGUGUUGCGGCUUGAAUAUGAAGCAUACGAGCCUAUGGCAUUGAAAGCCAUGAAGAGUAUUUGUGAUGAAGUAAGAAACAAAUGGCCAGCUGUGUACAGCAUAGCUUUGUAUCACAGGCUAGGCAACGUGCCGUGCCGCGAGGCGUCGGUCGUCAUAGCCGUAAGCAGUCCACACAGAGCUGAAUCGUUAGCGGCCGUGGGGCAUAUCAUCGAGAGGCUAAAAGCCAGUGUCCCGAUAUGGAAGCGGGAGGUGUAUGCAACUGCUGCGCCACAAUGGAAGGAAAACACGGAAUGUGUGAUCGAACCUUCAUCAAACUCGUCACCAUCACCGCCACCACAACAGACCGGCUCAGAACAAAUCCUAGACAAGAACUUAAUACAAAUAAAUGUAUCCAGCGAAGAACUGCAGCAGCGAAUACAGAACUUCAUUGAGAGAAAGAGAGAGCAAGUGAACGUAAAUAACAUUAGAGACUUCAUACCGACUAAAGGAGAGAACGAGACGGAAGAAACGGAAACGUGCGCGCGAGUUAGAACGCAAUUCGUUAGGCGAAGCGAUUCUAAAGGGCAUUUGAAAAUCCGCAAAGUGAACAACGAGUGGGGCCCUCAAACGGUAACCCGACGCGAGUUUUCCCAAGACCUGCCGUCCGCCGGCCUACCACCCUCCAUAGCUGAGAGGGUCCUUGCUGUGGAAGACUAUCUGAACAUCAAGUCGGUAUCCCGAGACGUGUUCAAAAGGCUCAAGGAUAUUGAAGACAAGAUCGCGUAUUUGCAGUCGGUGUCGCCGGAGUAUGCUCAGUUUUGGAAAAACAACAGCGUCAAAGACGAAGAGAAAGAGCAGCAUUCAAUGGACUAUACGUUCUCUGCCGACGACAUAGCGCGCAAAAUCGAACUGCUGGAGAAGCAAGCAUCGUAAUUCCUUUUGGUCUUUUUUGACAAGUUCUAAUUUAUCAGUUUUCAAUCA